AUGAUCUUCUAACUCCGUUACAAUACUAAAUUAUCUGAAUCUUUAAACAAUAGCAAGGAUUACUACUCAAUGCAAAAUACCAAGUGGGUUGCUCCGAGACCAAAUUAACAUCGACUUGAACACUUGCAAUUCACUCAAAGGAAUAAACCUCGUGCGAAAUAGUACCCGCAAGAAAUGCUUUUAUGUCUUGUUUCGAAGGGACUUGUUCCCAUCGAGAAAUAGAGGAUGGCAAAUCUUUAAUCUCACGAUAACUCAUGUAAUUACAAGGAUGUCACUUCUGAAAUCAAACAAGACAACCACCCUUACUAUGCUUCUAAACUCAAUCCUUCAAUGUCUGAAGUCGAACGAUUAUUACCUCCACUUUAGUUUAUAGCUGUCCGUCCUUAAAUAAGGACUCAAUCCAAAGACAAAGAUCCCAUCGAAACCUCCACCUCCAAAAGUUGUAAAUUAGUGAGUCCAAUGAUCAAUCGCAGCGAUCAGAAGAAAAAUGUGAAACGCUCAGAAUCCAAAGAUAACAAUGACAAAAUUGGCAGAACCUCCUCAACACCCUUCAUUCACAAAACCAUGCAAAAUGAAAAUUUGACCAGUCGAUCCGGAUCACCCAAUCAAAGAUCCAGUUCAAAAAAAACUAAAACCUAAAAGUUAAACAUACAACCAAAAUUGACUCAAAUAAAUGAGAGGAGGUAUACUCAGAACCACCAAGAGACUCAAGUCUAAUAAACAUAAGCCAAUUAAAAAAUGGCCGAGUCCACCGAGAAGAAAUUACAAGUCAAGAGAAAGAAAAGACAACUAUAAACAACACAAUAACAACAAAUCUUAUAACAACAAAAUUCUUAAAAGGAUAAACUUAAUCAAAAACACACCUCUUAUCGUUGCUUUAUAAACAAAAUCAAUUUCUCCAAUAAUCAAUGCAUUUAGUCUCCAUUGAAGAUGGAUGUCCCUGCUUAUUACUUUUAUGUGGGCAAGGGCAACAAUGGAAGUCUGUUAAAGAAUCUCUUCAGAUAAAGGUGGUGGUGGCAGGAAGUAGAUUCGUUGGAUUUAAAUAAAGUGAACAUGUCUUGGACUUAAUUGAAACAAAAUGCUUGUAUUGAGUGUUUGCCCACUUUUAACAUGCCUACCAAUGAUACUAAUUAUAACAACGACUCCUUUAUUCAGAGCAUUGAGGACACUGUGGUCGAAUCUAGUGAUUCUGAGUUGGAUAUCCAUGUCAAGCCUAGAUCCGUGCCUGUUCUGAGCAUCAAUUAGUAAUUGAGACAGUCUAUUCAAUCCAAGAAAAAGUUGCAAAUCUCUAAUUUGAACCAAUUAAAGAGGAUCUUUAAUCAAGUCGAUUUGCAUAAAAUUCUCAACUAUAUGGAAGAAAAUAAUUAGUGGGAUUCCCAGGUUGUAUUCAGUGAUUGCACUGAGAAACUGCUUAUGUCUAUUAAAGGAUUAUAGACCACCAUCCAGUAGGAGAGUAAGAAUUACAAGAUGCACAAUCAUAUGCAAGACAAUUGGCAUUUGGGGAAUAAGAAGGCACUCUUCUAUAAUAUGAGGAAUUACUUCAAAAUCAUAAAGGAAGAUUACACUAAGUAUAUUCCUAUCACCUUUCACAUCUAAAAGGGAAUGACUGAUGCUGAGUACUUCAAAUUUGUUGAUUACUACAAUAAAAGACAAGAGGAAAUUAAAGAACUCGAACGUAAGUUAUAAUUAGAAUAUCGAAGAGAUAAAAGACCGAAGCCUAUUAGUCUUUGGAUAGUGAAGCCAGGUGAAUGCACCAACAGAGGAAAUGGGAUUACUGUCUGUCAAGAUUUAUAAGAAAUCAACAAAAUCUUAAAUGAGGAAUAGCCUGAUGGUCGUCAAAGAACCUACAUUGUCUAAUAGUACAUCGAUAAUCCAUUCUUGUACAACAAGAGGAAAUUUGACAUCAGGUGCUACAUGCUCUUGACCUCUUAGAAUGGAAUCUUUAAAGGGUACUGGUAUUAGGAAGGUUAUAUUCGAACAUCAUCGAAGGAGUUUACAACCAAGUGUUUGAAUAAAUACAUUCACUUAACUAAUGAUGCUGUUCAAUCAAAAGAUGAGGAUUACGGAAAGUUUGAGUUUGGCAAUAAGAUCUCCUUUCUCGAAUAUUAAAGAUAUCUUGAUACUUAUCAUCCUUAGUCUAAAUUCAAUUUUUUCAUUGACAUUUACCCGAAGAUGAAAAAUGUUGCCUUGGAUCUCAUGAAGGCCUCCUACGGUAAAAUAGAUCCAUAGAGAAGAUCAAAUAGUUUUGAACUAUUUGGAUUGGAUUUUAUGAUCGAUGAUAAUUUUAAGCUUUGGCUCAUUGAAGCAAACACAAAUCCAUGUCUGGAAUUGUCCUGUCCUCUUUUGAGCAGAAUCAUCCCUGCCAUGGUUGAGAACUUAUUUCGAAUUGCAAUCGAUCCCAUUUUCCCCCCUCCCUAUUUUGAAGAGUGGCCUCAAAAUAAAAAGUUAUUCAUUCCCGAUAAUGUACUUGAAAACAAUCGAUUUGAACUUAUUUUUGACGAAUUAAUAGAGAAGAAGACUAUGAUCAAUCUGUACAGAGACAGCAAAGUAGAAUAAGAUUGUUUCAAAAUUGAGGAAGAAGAAGAGGAAGAAGAGAAAGAUUGA
Messenger RNA from Paramecium tetraurelia, 2604 nucleotides. RefSeq lists its product as uncharacterized. Gene Ontology annotation, biological process: protein modification process. The transcript has 5 exons. The record is from RefSeq and is a predicted model, not a curated record. Lineage: Eukaryota; Ciliophora; Oligohymenophorea; Peniculida; Parameciidae.